Molecule: messenger RNA, 714 nt
Organism: Camarhynchus parvulus
Lineage: Eukaryota; Metazoa; Chordata; Aves; Passeriformes; Thraupidae
Exons: 4
Coding region: 94-714 (206 amino acids)
Source: RefSeq, a predicted model, not a curated record
ACACUCGGCUGUUCUCGGCCACACUCGGCCGUUCUCGGCCACGCUCGGCCGCACUGGGCUCUUCGGCCGUACCUGACUCUGCUCCGCGGUGCAAUGGCGGCCGGUGGCAGGGCGCCGCUCCCCGGCCUGAGCCCCGUGAGGGGACAGAGCGCUGGGACAGCCGCCUCAGCCCGGGUCACCCAGUCCCUGCCGCCCCCGCGUCCCUCGGAGCGCGCCCUGCAGCGCAGAACGCGGCCUGGGAGCCAGGAGCGGGGACAAUCCCCUCGGCUCGGCAGCAGCGCCGGGAGGCAGCGGGCGGUGCCCUCAGGGCAGGACAAAUCAUCAAACUCCUCCCAUCUUUGCCAAAAGCUUUGGUGUUUAAGCAGCCAAAGGCAAGAGGCUUCAGCAGCAGGGGUCUGCGCUGGAGGGCUCUGGUCCUGCCCGUGCUGUGGGUCAGCAGGAACAAGGGGGAAUGUGGUGCCAGAGCUGUGGCCCAUCAGGCUGCGUUUCCCUCUGGGAAAGCAGAACAGUCUCUGGGCUGAGGAGAAAACCUCCCAGCAGAGACAGAUUGCAAUGGAGGCCAGAGUUGUGUUUGGAGCAGGGAGUGCUGAGAGCUGCGUCUGCCUGUGCUGCCACAGCCUGACCACAGGCACAUGGAACAGCCUGGGAAAAGGGAUUGGGGGCAUUUCUGAUGCCCCAGUGAGAAGAACACAAACUCACAGCCAUUCAGCCUGA